This is a messenger RNA of Mesorhabditis spiculigera, 600 nucleotides long. The record is from the annotation of a GenBank genome assembly. Lineage: Eukaryota; Metazoa; Nematoda; Chromadorea; Rhabditida; Rhabditidae.
AUGCGAUCCGCUCUGGCGCUGCUUUUGCUUGUUACGGUAGCCUCGGCGUGCUACUUUCCGGACCGCUGCCUUACACGGAAACCGAAGCCCACCCAUCGCUGCGGCAGCGAUUUGGAUUGUACGAUUCCCGGGCAGGUGUGCGUGGAGGGCAAAGCAGGCCGGAAGCGCUGCAAGUAUCCAUGGGAUAUCCUGGAGACCCGAAGCCGUCGCAGCGCCUUCAGAUGCCACAGCGAUCGGGACUGCCCCGAUUCUUCCCAUGGAUGCGUGAAAAAGGGGAUGCUGACAAGCUGCAUCUGUAAUGGCAGAAAAUGUGAAAAAUGGACGCUGGAUGCGGCGAAGCGCCAUUCGCGACCAGCGUGCAGCGAGAACGACGAUUGCCCGGCUGACCAGCAAUGUGUGGCCGGAAACUGUGAACCAAUAUGGGACACGCUGGACGCCAACAAACGCCAUCCGCGACCAGAGUGCGGCGAGGACUCUGAUUGCCCGGCUGACAGCAUCUGUGUAUCCGGAAGUUGUCAGAAAUGGAAGAUGGAUGUGGCAACACGCAGUCGUCGUAGCGAUGACCCUCAUUUUUGCCGCAAGCUAUGGUGCACGGACAGA